AUGUAUCGAACAGCGAAGCAAAAAAAGAAUGGAGAAAAAACAAGCAACACACAUAACACACAAUAAUCACAGAGUCGGAGAGUAGAUAGUUUGACGUUCCGUGAUCAUUAUUGUUUUAGUAUCUGUUCAUUGACACCAAAAACUGCACGUCGAAACAGCACCAAAAUGCCUGUGCGAAAAUAUCGCCGCAGGACUAGUGAAAUAAGUUGUUGUUUAAAAUAUUUUAUAUUUAGUGUUAAUGUUUUGUUCUGGUUAGCGGGACUAUGCAUAUUAGCCGUGGGUGUUUGGGCAUGGAACGAAAAAGAUAUGUUUCGAAAUUUAACAAAAAGUAGCCACAUUGCCCUCGAUCCGGCUUUCAUCCUAAUAUGCUGUGGAACGAUUACAUUCAUCAUUGGGUUCACUGGCUGUGUUGGUGCACUUCGUGAAAACACUUGUCUUUUAUCCAUGUACUCUGUGUUUUUGGUGAUAAUUUUACUACUCGAAAUCUGUGCAGGAAUGAUGGUAUUCGUUCUACGCGACAAAGGAUGGAUAAAAGAACAAGCGACGGACGGUUUGCGUGCGUUCAUAACUCAUUAUCGGGAGGAUCCUGAUCAACAGAAUCUCAUCGACUGGAUUCAAGAAGACUGGCUUCAAUGUUGCGGAAUUGAUGGACCAAAUGACUGGGAUAACAAUAACUACUUCAACUGUUCUUCACUGUCUGUUGGUAGCAGAGAAGCGUGUGGUGUUCCAUUUUCUUGUUGCAAACGGCUACCCAAUGAGAUUAUUCGGAACAAACAAUGCGGUUACGAUGUGCGCAGGGAAUCAAAUAGCAACGACAUGUCAAGAACAAUCAAUGAAAAAGGCUGCGUACAAGCUGGCGAAGAAUGGGUUGAACGAAACCUGAUAAUAAUUUCGUCAACCGUUAUAUUCUCAGCGUUUAUGCAGAUUUUGGGCAUAUGUUUUGCGCAAAAUUUGCGUGCUGAUAUUUUUGCUCAAAAGUCAAAAUGGAGAUAAAUCACAUAUCAAUUACCGCUACGGAUUAGUGUAAGCAAUUGAGAACGAAAUGAACAAUAGGGCAAUAAAAAAAAGACUAAUCUACUAUUUACUCGUCACGCCGAUUAUUAUCGGCUUGUAUUCGACUGUCUUCCAUAAUUUUGCACGACUAAUGACGGUCUAAACCAUAUGAUAUAACCGUGUCAAUUCCAUUUCAAAUUUACAAUACAGAAAUUUAGUCAGUAGUAAAAUGAAAGAAAAUUCACCGAAAUUUCAGUAUUGAAAUCUUUUUUUUUCGAAUUCUUUUGAAGGAGAACCAUAAUUUAAGCAGCUUUAGGAUUUAAGUGAAAACGAGAUAUGAUCAAAACCACGGGAACCGAACGAAUAAAAAAAACAAAAUUGAUCAAAUUUUGUUAUAAACGACACUGCCGAAUUGUCAUGAUGAAUUUUGUGUUCGUGGGCCGUGAGUUUAGAACGAAUUAUUAGGUAUAUUUAGCAGUAUGCAUUAACCAAGCAGAAUGAUUAGAAUAAUGAAAUUGCAUUGAAUACAUCUAAAAUGAAUCUACUCUCAAAUCAAUUGAUGAAUACUCAAAUUAGUCGAUAUUCAACACGCAGGAAUAUUCAACAAUCAUAGCUCGAACUCUUUGAUAUCUACUACGUUUUUUAGCACUACAUGGAAUGUAGGCUACUGUAGUUGUUAUUUUUUUUCCCAAGAAAAUUUUAAGAGUCUUUAGGCCAUUUUUUUGGACCGUAAACAUAGGUUCUGACACUAAAUGCCGUUUUUCUGCACAUAUCAAUUUCUCGAUAUCGCAUGUGCGAUAUUUUUUUUGUGCACUUUUUUCAUUCUCGUGCGAUUUUGAAGCCAUGGGAGGGGGAAAUGACCCCCCUAGACCCCCCUUUCAGGCUUAUCAUUUGGAUUGGCUAUCGAAUGGCAUCAUUAGUUUUUUCAAUUUUCUUGAAAUUUUGGUCGAAAAUCAAGUGUUGUCGAAUUUGACCUAAAUGGGGUUAUUUCAACCCUUGGGGCUGCUUCGCCCCCCGCCCCAAAUGUUUUUGAAACUAUUUUCGAUUCCGAUUCCAAUGCGACAAACAGAUUUGAGAUUGCUCUCAAUUUCAACGAGAAAUUGAUCUGUGCAGAAAAACGGCAUUUGGUGUCAGAACCUAUGACCGUAAAUUAGUUCAUUUUAAUAUCCAUAUUUUUUAUUUGAAAUGAAGCAAUUACGCCCAAUUGCAAAAAUGAAAUAAAAUCUUGUAAUUCACUGUUGAGAUAACUCAAAAAAAAAAAUUUACACUUUUUUCGUUACCAAUGUGAAAUGAUGUACAAUGAUCAUUCACAUUGAAUGUACAUAAAACACAUACAGUCAUGGAAAUUUAAUUAGGACCGGCAUUGAAAUUUCAGUUUUUUCCCAUUAAUUCUGUUAUUUUACAAAAAAAUAUUCAUGAAAUGAUGUUUAUGAGAAUAUUUGAAGUUUUUAUAAAUGGACUAGACUAUCAAUUUCAUUAUUUUCGGUAAUGGAUAUCAUUUAUUGAUGAAAUUGCCCAUAAACUGCGGGAAAAAUAAUUAAGACCUUCCAUACAAAAAAUGACAAAAAAUUUCGAAAAAUCGGAAAAUUUAUCAUUUGUUUGACAAAAUUCACUCCAGCGAUGGUCGUAUUUAAUUGAAAUACAUUUUUUCCACAUUACCAUUUAAUUGAUUUCAAAUUUCUUAACAAAUUCGAAAAUUUACAGAUUUUAAGUGAAGAAUACAAUAUCAUCAUAUAAAUUUAUUUAAUUAUUUUUGACAAUAUUAAAAUGAUUUGGAUUCCAUGUAGUGCUUACGAUAAUUAAACCCGUUAAAUUUACAAGUUUUUGUCUCUUUAAAUUCUAACAUUAGUUUUAAGCGUAUGAUAUAUUGCAAGCAAGACAAUUUAUGAAGUGAAAAUUUAAUUUUGGUUAAAUGACAUCUACUUAAAAGAAUUUCUGUCGCAAAACUUGUGUGCCAAUUUGUUUUUUCGGUUAAAAAAAUUAAUAAAAAAAUAUGACUUUGAUAUAGAAAUAGGGCAAAAAAACAAAAUCAAUCAUUACACCAUUCAAUUGGAAUGAAAUUGUAUCUCAUUCAAGAUUUUUAAUUGAAACCUCGUUACUACACGCAAUGUGAAUAAAGAAGAAAAAGAAAAAUAAUAACAAAACAAGA
Molecule: messenger RNA, 3142 nt
Organism: Sitodiplosis mosellana (orange wheat blossom midge)
Lineage: Eukaryota; Metazoa; Arthropoda; Insecta; Diptera; Cecidomyiidae
Gene: Tsp26A
Product: tetraspanin-5
Exons: 6
Coding region: 166-993 (275 amino acids)
Biological process (GO): protein maturation; protein localization to plasma membrane
Cellular component (GO): membrane
Source: RefSeq, a predicted model, not a curated record